GCGACGCUGGGCGGGGUCGCGAGGCCGUGUGUCAGUCCGGGGCUGCCCGCACCCCGCCGUCCCCGCCAUCCGCAUCUGGCUCCGAGCCCUUCCCCCCGCGGCACGAUGCCAAGGAAGCAGUGACCCCGAGAGAGGCCGAGCGCUGGCGGCUGGAAGUGCUGCCAUGUCCCACCAACCUCUCAGCUGCCUGACUGAAAAGGGGGACAGCUCCAAUGAGACCACAGGAAAUGGACCUCCCAACCUGGCUCACCCAAACCUGGACACAUUCACCCCAGAGGAGCUGCUCCAGCAGAUGAAGGAGCUUCUUACUGAGAACCAUCAGCUGAAAGAAGCCAUGAAGCUGAAUAAUCAAGCCAUGAAAGGACGAUUUGAGGAGCUUUCAGCCUGGACAGAGAAGCAGAAGGAAGAGCGCCAACUUUUUGAGAUACAGAGCAAAGAAGCCAAAGAGCGCCUCAUGGCCUUGAGUCAUGAAAAUGAGAAAUUGAAGGAAGAGCUUGCAAAACUAAGAGGGAAAUCAGAAAGGUCGUUUGAGGACCCCACUGGUGGCGCCAGGCUGCCCAAGGCAGAGGCAGAGCAGGAAGCUGAGCAGCUGAAGACCCAGGUGGCACGUCUCCAGGCUGAAAAGGUGGACCUGCUGGGCAUUGUGUCUGAGCUGCAGCUCAAGCUGAACGCCGGCAGCUCCUCGGAAGACUCCUUUGUGGAAAUUAGGAUGGCUGAAGGACAAGCAGGAGGGGUAAUAAAAGAAAUCAAGACCAGUCCUGGGCCCACAAGAACAGACUCCGUUGACACAAGCAGAUCUGCAGAAGGUGCCAGGAAUUAUUUGGAAUUCGAAGAAUUAACUGUGAGCCAGCUCCUGCUUUGCCUAAGGGAAGGAACCCAGAAGGUGGAGGGCCUUGAAACUGCACUUAAGGAAGCCAAAGAAAGACUUUCAGAUUUUGAGAAGAAAGCAAAUGAUCGUUCUGAAAUUGAGACCCAGACAGAGGGGAGCACAGAAAAGGAGAAUGAAGAGGAGAAAGACACAGAGACGAUUGGAAAGGAAGUGGAAACAUUGAAACUUCAGGUGACAUCCCUAUUUAAAGAGCUUCAAGAGGCUCAUACAAAACUCAGUGAAGCUGAGUUAAUGAAGAAGAGACUUCAAGAAAAGUGCCAGGCCCUUGAAAGGAAAACUUCUUUAACCCCAUCAGAGUUGAAUGAAAAGCAAGAGCUUGUUUAUAAUAACAAAAAGUUAGAGCUGCAAGUGGAAAGCAUGCGAUCAGAAAUCAAAAUGGAGCAAGCUAAAACAGAAGAUGAAAAGUCCAAAUUAGCCGUUUUACAGUUGACACACAACAAGCUUCUUCAAGAACAUAAUAGUGCAUUGAAAAUAAUUGAGGAAUUAAGAAGGAAAGAGUCAGAAAAAGUAGAUAAGACAGUGCUUCAGGAACUAAAUGGAAAACUGGAACUGGCAGAGAAGGCCCUGGCUUCUAAGCAGCUUCAGAUGGAUGAGAUGAAGCAGACCAUCGCUAAGCAGGAAGAGGACCUGGAGACCAUGGCUGUCCUGAGGGCUCAGAUGGAGGUUUACUGUUCUGAUUUUCAUGCCGAAAGAGAAGCAAGAGAGAAGAUUCAUGAAGAAAAGGAGCAGCUGGCAUUGCAGCUGGCAAUUUUGCUGAAAGAGAAUAAUGUUUUUGAAGAUGGAGGCAGUAGGCAGUCCUUGAUGGAAAUGCAGAGCCGUCAUGGGGCGAGAACAAGUGACCCCGACCAGCAGGCUUACCUCGUUCAAAGAGGAGCAGAGGAUAGGAACUGGCAGCAGCUGCAACAGCAGAAUAUUCCAGUUCAUUCUUGCCCUAAAUGUGGAGAAGUUCUGCCCGACAUAGACACGUUACAGAUCCAUGUGAUGGAUUGCAUCAUCUAAGUGUCGAUGUCUCACCUUUCCAAAACUGUUGGUAAAUGUCAGAUUUUUUCCUCCAAGAGUUGUAUUUUGUGUUAUUUGCUUUCAGUCAAAUAUUUUGCCUCAUUAUGCUGGUUUUAGGAGAAAGAAAAUGUGUCUGUUCUAAGUAGAGUGCUUUUUGUGGAUUUCCAUAAACUCUCAAAAUAGAAUUCUUAACUACCGCUCUUCUGAUGAUAAAUUCAGUAUAUUUUUGUUUUGUUUAUGCAACCGCACUGCUCAUGCGGUUAAUCAGCAUGUGACAUCAUAUGACAGAGUUCAUGUGAUUAGAUGGAAGAAACUUCACUGAUAAAUUUUAAGAACCUUUUAAGGAGGCAGGAAAAACGAAGUGGUCAUAGAUUUCUUUUCUUUUUCUUUUUCACAACUUCUCAGGUAAUGAGAAGUGGUCACAUAUUUAAUCAAGAAAAAUGUCUUUGGAGUAUUUUUUUAAAAUAAAUUAUGUUAUUUUUCUUCAUCAAUUUAAAGUGGAUCUAUUUGAAGUUAUGUGUUUGUGUGUGUGUGUUGUAGUCUUAUUGUAGUCGUAGUAAUUGUACCAAGGUUAUUAUUUGGCUCUUUUCUUAUGAGCACUAUGAGCUUUUACUUAAUAUCAGGACAAGUAAAAAAAUACUGGCAUAUGUGAAGUACAUACCAGUAGGUUCACUGGACUUCUUAUAACCAUUCACAAUGUAAAGAAGCUAUCUUCAGUCUUUCAUCGUACUACAGGUAUAUGGGCUUGUACAGUAGUUAAUCUCUAGAAAGAACAGGUGUCCAUAAAUUGUUUUCCUGGAUCAGGUUAUAUCUUCAUAAUCACAAAAAUAUAGUUAUUGCAAAAUAAAAUUUUGCUUAUGAAUCUU
This is a messenger RNA of Cynocephalus volans (Philippine flying lemur), 2754 nucleotides long. RefSeq names its product optineurin (gene OPTN). Gene Ontology annotation, molecular function: K63-linked polyubiquitin modification-dependent protein binding. The record is from RefSeq and is a predicted model, not a curated record. The transcript has 14 exons. Gene Ontology annotation, cellular component: Golgi apparatus; cytoplasm; nucleus. Gene Ontology annotation, biological process: Golgi ribbon formation; regulation of canonical NF-kappaB signal transduction; protein localization to Golgi apparatus. NCBI's taxonomy places the organism in Eukaryota, Metazoa, Chordata, Mammalia, Dermoptera, Cynocephalidae. The coding region runs from base 164 to 1888 and encodes 574 amino acids.